CGCAUUCAAUCCCUCAACUGGAUAAUCAAUGCCGGUGCGUCUUAUAGUUCGUCGUCCGUCCCCGACGACCGUAUCGUUCACCGUCUCCAACGCCCCAGACCGCUCGAGCCCGUCGGCUAGAAUCCUCUUCUACCUUCAAACCAUCCUACGCGCGCUCUGUUUCACCUGCGUGCUCUUUAUCUGCAGCGCAAAACUGCGACACUCCUUCUUUGCAGAAAAUGGGCUUAUAGUAUAUUGGCAUGAUCUGUGGGGAAGCCCGUUGGGGUCUUUUGUCUGUCGCAUCGUGGAUUCAUGCCAUCUAGGGGCUAUCUUUGUAGUAAGCGCAGUGGCUAUCUACGCUGUAUUCAGGAAGGAGAGCACAGAGGAAUCCCUCCUAGUGAUUCGUGGUCUGGGAAUCCAAACGUCCUCUUCUUCCGCUACGUAUUUGUCUACAGCCACAACGCGGUUUAUUCCUACGACACAAAUUCAAGAUAUUGUGAUCCACGAGGCGUUCAAGGGGUUUGAAGUUCGAUUCUAUCUCGCUGUUAUUGUGGAAGGUGAACCUACUGUGGUUGUUGUCUUUCCCAAAUUACUCCCAAGGCGAAAAAUAUUAGAAGACGUCUGGAGAGGCUCUCGGCACUGUCUCUAUGAUGCGAAGUCCUGAUGGCUCAAUUGCCAAAGAGUAUUGUGAAUUAAGUCCUCUAUUUGGAAUGGAUACCACAAUGGGCCUCUUUAUAAGAACUCUAUAUCUCGGGAUUGGGCCCCUUGUCCUUCCUCCGUUGCUUGUUGGCGAGCCAUCUUUGAUUGAGGACCUCCACCGGUUCCAUUUUCCUCUUUUGCAUAACCGGGACAUACUUCCCCCCCAAUUUGCCAUCAUUCCCGCCAAGAAAGACUCUCUGCCCGCGGUUCGGCUUUGCCACGUUCGGCAGUGUUUCCUGGUGCACUAUGCUUUGGUCUCCUUGACUUACCGCUAAGUCCAACAAAGUACUAGCAAGAAUUUCAUCCAUCUUGCGCUGUCUCCAAACUGACCAGAGCUCGUCCACUACACCACCCAGACCGAACUUUCCGCCGCUUUUGACCAUCCGGGUUUUUGACAUUCGAGGAUCACCAGCAUAUAACCACUCCAUGGCAUCCUCGCGGCUACCGCUCUUCUCGUCGGGGAAGAUGCAGUCCCAGAGGACAAGAGGAGCGUCCGAGGCCAUCUCAUAAGUCGGCCUACGGGGGCUCUUGGAUAUAUCCAGUAACUCGGGAACAAUUGAUGGCGACUCAAGUCCCUGCCCGACUAGAAAUAGAAUGCCAACCAUAUGCCGAACCUGGUGCCACAGAAAGGCAGAACCAUGAAGAGUAAACGAAUAUACCUGCGCUGGAGUCUCUGCAUAAUCGCCAUUCUCAAAUGUUUGAAAUCCAGGUUUCCCAACGUAGCUUGGCAUGUUGACUUUGGAAUCAACAAGUUCAAUAUCCGCAUGGUAGAUUAUCCGCUCGAAGUUCUCAAUCUGCUUGCUGGUA
Molecule: messenger RNA, 1485 nt
Organism: Monascus purpureus
Lineage: Eukaryota; Fungi; Ascomycota; Eurotiomycetes; Eurotiales; Aspergillaceae
Source: the annotation of a GenBank genome assembly